Messenger RNA from Enterobius vermicularis (human pinworm), 987 nucleotides. Lineage: Eukaryota; Metazoa; Nematoda; Chromadorea; Rhabditida; Oxyuridae. The record is from the annotation of a GenBank genome assembly.
GUGUCGUCUACUGUUCUCAUUACUCAUCAACCUUACAAUCAACAUCAUCUCAACACUCAUCCCUCCCAUCAUCUCCCUCACCAUCAGCACGCUCAUAAUCAUUAUCGUCAUCAUCAUCAUCAUCACAAGAAUCAUCACCACCAACAUAACCAUUAUUACGAACAUUAUCAUGAAGACGAAAAUGAUUACUACGACCAUAGCUCUGUGGUGGUUGUAACCGCUUUAUUUGACAUUGGUCGCGGCGACUGGUACAAAUAUACUCGUUCUUAUGAGCAGUAUUUGGUCUAUAUGAUAAAACUGCUAAAGCUUAAGAAUCGAAUGGUGAUUUUCACAGACGCUGAAGGGGCAAAACUUGUCCGACAGCGAAGACAUCUGAAGAAUACAGAGAUUCACGAAAUGACCAUUCAAGAUAUUCCUCUGUACAGGUAUCGAGAUGAAAUGAAGCAAAUUAUCGAACAUGAACAAAACAACUGGAGUUUUGAUCAGGCAAUGAAAGACCAUCCGGAAUCCAAAAGUGUUGAUUAUGAUAUUGUUGUUAACUCCAAAGCAUACUUUGUAUAUAACGCAACACAAACAAGUAAAUUUCGAUAUAGCGUUAAUUAUUUUACUUGGAUCGAUGCUGGAUAUGGUCAUGAGGAUCAGUCUGUGGUGCCACCUUAUUGCAACUGGAGACCUGCGUUGCCAAACGGAUUUAUAACAGUUAUUAAGAUGACUCCUGAGUAUGAUAAAGUUGGAAGGUACUCGAUCAAUGAUCUCUACCGUGUAGAUUGGUCUGUUGUCAGUGGUGGUUUCUUCGGUGGCGAUGUUGAAGCAAUCAAUAGAUUCUACCGAUUUUAUCAUAAAACAUUUAUGGAUCUAUUAGAUGAACGAAAAGUUGAUGACGAUCAGACAGUUCUAACCCUGGUGAUGAAGCAUUAUCCAAAUUUAUUCUAUACGUUACACAGUAACGGUGACUGGUUUGCACUGUUCAAAUUUUUUCCCUGUUAA